This is a messenger RNA of Charadrius vociferus (killdeer), 10090 nucleotides long. It is a transcript of the gene FRAS1, whose product is annotated as Fraser extracellular matrix complex subunit 1. The transcript is spliced from 64 exons. The record is from RefSeq and is a predicted model, not a curated record. NCBI's taxonomy places the organism in Eukaryota, Metazoa, Chordata, Aves, Charadriiformes, Charadriidae. The annotation marks the transcript as partial. Gene Ontology annotation, molecular function: protein binding. Gene Ontology annotation, cellular component: membrane. Gene Ontology annotation, biological process: cell communication.
AUGCGUCACCUCUCCCCGUGGCUUGCUCAGGCUGGUUCGAACUACUUCACAUUUAGGUUUUCAGAAGAGCGCAGCAGCCGGCAGCUUCUGCGUCAAUUAAAAAUGAGGCUUAAUGGCUUGGAUAACGGCACGGCUGUCUGUACUACACAGGAAAAUUUCCUGUAUGGCAAUAACACAAUUUGGAAGCCAGAUUCUUGCCAAGACUGCCGUUGCCAUAGCAAUAUUGUCACCUGUGAACCUACUGUCUGCAAACACCCUCAGUGUGACUUUCAGAAGGGAGAAGUUCUUCAAAUAGCCCCCAACAAGUGCUGCCCUGAGUGUGCCUCCCGAGCUGAAGGAUUUUGCCAGCAUGAAGGAAAGAUCCACAGCCACGGCACGCAGUGGGCCAGCUCUGGAUGUGUGCGGUGCUCCUGUGCCCACGGGGAGGUGAACUGCAGCCCCGCAACCUGCCCAGCCCUCACGUGUGGACGAGGGGAGCUGCAAUACGCUGCGCAGGGAUCCUGCUGUCCCAAAUGUGUGGGCCUCGGCGAGCCUUGCUCCUUUGAUGGACGCGUCUUCCAGGAUGGGGAGGACUGGCGCCUUGGUCGGUGCUCCAAAUGCGUCUGCAGGGACGGUGCGAUUCAGUGCUUCACAGCUUCCUGCCAGCCGCUACUGUGCAACCAGGAUGAAGUUAUGGUUACGCGUCCUGGAAAAUGCUGCCCAGAAUGCGUGCCAAAGCCCUGCUCGGUGUCAGGAAGAGUGUACCAGCAUGGCGAACAGUGGAAAAAAAAUGCCUGCACCACAUGUGCUUGUAACGGAGGGGAAGUCAGAUGUCUGAGAGAGACCUGUCACUCUAUUAACUGUGAGAAGGGGGAGAACAAAGUGCAGCGUCCUGGGAAGUGCUGUGAGGAGUGUGCGUCUUCCAAGGGAAGCUGCUUGUAUGAUGGCGCUGUCAGGUACCACGGUGAGAUGUGGAAUAGUACUCACUGCAACUUCUGCCUGUGUGAUGAAGGGCGAGUCACUUGCCAGAAAGCAGAGUGUGCCAGAGUGGAGUGUGCCAAGGGUGAAGAAUUAAUACACUUAGAUGGGAAGUGCUGUCCCGAAUGUAUUUCAAGUAAUAGUCACUGUGUUUACAAAGAACAUACCAAAGCCAACGGAGAGAAAUGGGAAGAAGGACCGUGCGGAGAAUGCGAAUGCCGGGAUGCGGAGGUCAGCUGCUUCCAGCGCUCCUGCCCGCCCUGCCCGCUGGGCAGCCUGGCUGUCGAGGCACAGGGUGACUGCUGCCCGCGCUGCGAGCCAGUUGAGUGCCAUCCAGACUGUUUGACCUGCUCCCAGUCCUUCGAUCACUGUACCGCCUGCCGCGAUGCGAGGAGGCAGCUGCAGAAUGGCCGCUGCGUGGAGAUGUGUGAACUGGGCUUCUACCAGGAUGGGGGUACUUGCUUAGCCUGCAAUGAAACAUGCUCAGCCUGUGCCAAUGGGUUUGAGUGCUCCUCAUGCCAGGCAUCCCUGCUAAUGAAGAACGGGCAGUGUGUGACUUCGUGUGGGAAGGGAUACUUUCAGGAUCAGCUCCUCUGCACAGCUUGUCACAAGUCCUGUUCCUCCUGCUGGGGUGCUGCUGAGAACAAUUGCUUGUCCUGCAAAGACACGUCACGCGUGCUGAAAGCAGGUCUCUGUGUGGCCAGCUGUGGACACGGAUUUUAUACAAAGGAUGGAAUCUGCAGCGCUUGUGACCAGUUCUGUGAAACAUGCUAUUCAGACCAACCCAGGUGUUUGACCUGUGCUUCAGAGAAGUUGUUACAUGAGGGGAAGUGCAUUUCAGAGUGCCCGGACGGCUAUUUCCCAGGUGUCAAUGGAAGAUGCAGAGCUUGUCAUGAUUCAUGCUCCACAUGCGAGGGACCUCUGGCCACUCACUGCACCUCCUGUUCCUUUCCUCUGGCAUUGCACCGGGGCCAGUGCCUGCAGGGCUGUGGAGAGGGUUUCUACCAGGAUCACAACAUCUGCAAGGGUUGCCACCCAUCCUGCCGCACCUGCAUCGGCCCGGGGGCCUCUCAUUGCCUGCAGUGCCAGGCGCCGGAGGACGUACUGCAGCCUCCCCAGCCCGUGGAAGGAGCUGUACGUGGCCUUUGCCUCUCUCACUGCCAAGCCCGGUUUUACGCCGAUAGCACAGGAGUCUGCAAACGGUGCCACUCCUCCUGCGCAGGCUGCGUGGGGAACGCUUCUCGGGACUGUACGGCUUGUCUGUCUUCCCACCUCCUGCUUGAAGGCAGAUGCCUCUCCCAAUGCCCAGAGGGGCUGUUCAGCCACAAAGAUCACUGCUACUCCUGUCAUCCGUCCUGCAAGACAUGCCGUGGCCCUUCCGAUCUGGAGUGCUUAACCUGCCAUCCCCAUGCGACUCUAGCUGGCGGGAAGUGCAGGACUAGCUGCAAGGAAGAGCAGUAUCUCAACCUGGUGGGAUAUUGCGUGGACUGCCACCCUUUGUGCCGUCAGUGUGUGGCCAACCUGCGGGACACCGGCAGCAUCUGUCUGAAGUGCCAGAACGCCCGUCACUUCCUCCUGGGGGAUCACUGCAUUCCUGAGUGUCCGGUGGGAUACUACGCGGAGAAUGGUGCCUGCAAAAGGUGUCACCCCUCAUGUAGAACCUGCACCGGCGAGGGUCCUUUUUCCUGCUCUUCCUGCGACACCAGCCUGGUUCUCUCCCACACCAGCACGUGUGUGCCAGUCUGUUCCCCAGGAUACUACAGGGACGACAGACAGACCUGCAAACCUUGCAACAGGCAGUGCCUGAGCUGUGAAUCAGCUGCCGGCUGUACGUCUUGCAGAGAUCCAGCUAAGGUCCUGUUGUUUGGAGAAUGCCAGUACGAGAGCUGCGCUCAGCAAUAUUAUCUGGAUUUUUCCAGCAAGACUUGCAGAGAGUGCGACUGGAGCUGUAACGCUUGUAAAGGUCCCCAGAGGACCGACUGCCUGCAGUGUAUGGAGGGCUACGUUCUCCACGAAGGAGCUUGUGUGGAACAGUGCCCUGCAGCUUUCUACAAGGAAUCAGACACUUGCCAGCGAUGCGAUCAACACUGCCUUCAAUGUCGCCAACCAGAUGAGUGCAGCCUUUGUGAAGCCCCGUUUUUCCUCUUGGACGCUCAUUGUGUUCACAAAUGUGGGAAGCGAUAUUACGCGGACCGUGCGCAGCGCAAGUGCUCAGCUUGUCCUCCUGGAUGCCUGGAGUGUGACAGUGACAGCCUGUGCCACCUCUGUGACAGCACCACGUUUCUGAAGAAUAAGAUUUGUGUUUCUGCCUGUGGCCAGGGUUUCUAUGGCAAUACAUGGACCAGGGAGUGUGAAGAAGCCAGCAAGCAUCCCUCGAGAUUCCACGUGAACAGUACCCUCACAGUAGGAAUUGGUGGGGUAAAGCCCCUAGACCUCUCCUUACUAGGUGUGCAUGAUCUGGAUGGUGACACAGGACAGCUCUUGUUCGGUAUCGACAGCACUCCCUCCAACGGCAGGCUAGUGAUGGUGGUGAACGGGAAAGAGGAGCUGCUGAGCAAAGGCGACCACUUCAGCUACAGGGAUGUGAAGGAGAAGAGAGUCCGCUUUGUGCACAGCGAAGAGAAAUCCAGGAAAGGACAGUUUUCCUUGAAGGUCAGCGAUCAACAGUUCUUCUCCCAUCCUGAGGUGGUCAACAUUCAAGCGUUUUCAACACAGGCGCCGUAUGUGUUCAGAAAUGAGGCCCUCCUUGUCCACAAAGGGAAAAUUGGAACUAUAACAGAACUGUUGCUUGGUGUGAGAGACAGUGACAAUCCUCAGGACGUUGUGCUGAUGGUUUUAGAGCCUCCACAUCACGGGCGGCUGAUCAAAACUCCUGGGAACUCGGCUUCUGCAGUCCACAUAUUCCAGCUGGAUGACCUUGCCAACGGACUGCUGCGUUACGCUCACGACGGCUCUGACACUCGGGAUGAUGCAAUUCUUCUGCAAGUGAAUGACGGGUACCACUUCCAGAACAUCCUGUUCCGCAUUAAGAUUGCUCCCAAGAAUGACAGAAGUCCUCAGCUGGUGACAAAUUCCCUGGUCUGGGUGCCCCAGGGAGGCAUGCUACAGAUCUCCAAGACAAUUCUGCACGCUGAGCUACCCGGUGCCCUUGAUUCCGAGAUAACUUACACCAUCAUCAAGGACCAGCCAAGACACGGUGAAGUAGUGCUUCUGGUCCCAAUGCUGGCAGAUGGCCCAGCAGACUCAUGGCAGCUUUUGCCUGAUGGAAGAGCAGCCUCACCUACAACCUCUUUUACCCAGCAGGACAUCAACGAAGGCAUUGUGUGGUACAGGCACUCUGGAUCUGAAGUAGAGAGUGACUCCUUCCAAUUCCAGGUGUCCAGCUCUGCCAGUCCACAAAACAGCUUGGAAACCCACGUGUUCAACAUUGCUGUUCUCCCACAGACGCCCAGAGCACCUCAGCUUUCCCUCGGCUCCUCGUUGCACAUGGCUGUGCUGGAGGACCGUGUGACAGUGAUUGAGCCCCAUCACCUCUCCUUUGUAGACCCGGAGAUUCCCAGUGAGAAAAUCCUGUUCAACGUGACUGUCCCUCUCCUUCCUGGCCAAGGUAUCGUGGAGCAUAGAGACAGGCCUCUCUCCCCAGUCAGGUAUUUCACCCAAGCAGAUAUAAACCAUGGCAAGAUUGCUUAUCGUCCACCGACUGCAGCUCCUCACUUAAGAGAAAUCAUCGCCUUCUCCUUUGCGGGUCUCCCCGAGUCAGUGAACUUCCGAUUCACAGUGUCUGAUGGAGAACACACAACCCCGGAGAUGGUGUUUGUCAUUCAUUUGCUCUCUGCGGAUCAGCAGCCUCCAGUCUUCCAGAUCACAGCUCCUCUCCUGGAGGUCAGGCAGGGGGGCAAAGCCACCAUUGGGAUCCAGUUAGCCGUGAGCGACACAGAUACAGCUCCCGAGGGACUUUUCUUUGAGCUGGUGAAACCUCCCCAUCAUGGCAUUGUGCUCAAGUACAGCGCAGGCGUGCAGGAGCGCAUGAGAGCAGUCUCUGUCACCGACGGUGUCACCACAGUGACCACAGUGCUGAGGGUGGAAGUGUCCCUGCUGGAUGACAGCGGUCCGCAGCUGGCCCCGGGCUGCUUGUUGGCAAUCACCGUGGCUAGCAAAAGCUCUGUGACUCUCUCUCGAUUGCACCUCGCUUAUAUUGACAACAAUUCUCCUGACUCAGAGAUAAGAAUCCAGUUAAUAUCUCUGCCUGCAUAUGGCACCCUCUUACGGAUGUCUGGCUCUCAUGACGAAGAGCUUUCCAAGGUUUAUAAUUUCACCAUGGAAGACAUCAACAAUCAGCGGAUCAGCUACUCCACCAUGUUUGAGAGCAGCAAUCAGCCGGUUACGGACAUCUUCCACUUCGCUGUUUUUGAUGCUGAUAACAACCGGCUCGACAGACAGAUGUUCACCGUCACCAUCACGCCUGCCCAGACGAUGCCGUCGCUCAUUGCUUUUGCUGACCAUAUCACUGUGGAUGAGGGGAGCAGGGUGCCACUGCUGGCGCAUCACCUCUUAGCUGCUGAUUAUGAUACUGCUGCCAAGGAAGACCUGAGGGUCACAGUUAUCACUCUACCUAUGUAUGGCUACAUUGAAAACACUAAGACAGGUGAGAGUUUUGGCCCGCGGAGUGAGUCUGCUGUGACCGCAGAUGCGUCCUUUUCCCUUCAAGAUGUUCUAGAGAACAGCAUUUACUACUUCCAGAGCGUCCAUGAAAGCAUCGAGCCAACAAGUGAUGUUUUCAGCUUUUAUGUGAGCGAUGGCUUCAGCCAGUCUGAGUUGCAGAGCAUUAACAUCACGAUUCAGCGACAGAACGAUGAGCCCCCGAAGAUGGUGCUGGAGCCUGUCAGGGUGCAUGAGGGCUCAGGUGUGGUCGUUACCAACGCCUCCCUCAACCUGCAGGACUUGGACACCCAGAACAGUGAGCUUGUCAUCGUGGUUACCAAAAGUCCUGAACAUGGUCAUCUCCGCAGGAGGCAGACUGCUGCAGAGCCCCCGGAGCAUGGACAUGUGCUGUCCAUGGGCUCGUCCUUCACCUACCAGGACAUUUUGGAUGAGCUGAUCGUUUAUACUCAGAGCGGUGCAGCAGCACAAACAGAUGAGUUUGGCUUCUCCAUCACGGAUGGUCUCUACAUGCAGACAGGGAGGCUGGAGUUCUCCAUGGAGCUGCCGAAGAAGCAGCCACCCACGUUAGCUGUCAACAGGGACCUGCAGCUCCCAGCUGGCUCUGCAGCGCACCUCACAGAUCAGCACUUGAAAGCAGCAGCUGUUGAUUCAGAUGACACAGCGAUCAGAUUUGUCAUGAAGAGGGAUCCCAGCAUGGGGCAUCUGCAGUUGACCAAAAUUGAUAGUCCAGUCCACAUUUCUGCCAAAGGACCUGUCCAAAGUUUCACCCAGGCUGAUAUAAAUAGAGGACAAGUGGUGUACAUUCACAAGAAAGGGGAUCCUGGGGGAGGUUUUGCCUUCACCUUUGAUGUGAUCGAUGCAGAUGGCAACAAACUGACGGACCAGGUUUUUUAUAUUACUGUAUUAGAGAACAGAUUUCCCCCCUCCGUCAUCACUAACAAAGGGCUGGUCUUGGACGAGAACUCUGCAAAGGUGAUCACAACCCUCCAGCUCUCUGCCACUGACCGGGACAGUGAGCCGACCCAGCUCCAGUACAAGCUCACCAAGCAGCCACAGCUGGGGCACCUGGAGCACAUGGCCUCCCCAGGGACAAGAAUUAGUUCUUUCAGCCAGGCAGAUUUGGCCUCUCGCAGCAUCCAGUACGUCCACACCAGUGACAUUGAAAAGCAUACAGAUGCGUUCACCUUCUCUGUUUCUGACGGAACGAAUGAGGUGAGCCAGACGUUUGACAUCACCAUAAACCCUGUGGAUGACUCCUUACCCGUAGUGCAAAGCCUCGGGAUGACAGUUCAGGAAGGUGUGAGAAAAACCAUCACAGAGUUUGAGCUUAAAGCAACAGACGCUGACACAGAGGCUGAAUCAAUUACGUUCACAGUCAUGCAGCCCCCUCGGCAUGGCCUGAUUGAACGCACCAGCAACGGGCAGCGCUACCACCAAGCCACCACCUUCACAAUGGACGACAUCUACCAGAACCGCAUCAGCUACAGUCAUGAUGGUAGCAACUCGCUGAAGGAUCGCUUCACUUUCACUGUGUCUGAUGGGACCAAUCCCUUCUUCGUUGUGGAGGAUGGGGGGAGGAAGGUUGUGACAACAACACCGCAGCGCUUUAAAGUGGACAUUCUCUCUGUGGAUGACGGGACACCCAGGGUUGUCACCAACCUGGGUUUGCAGUGGCUGGAGUAUGUGGAUGGCAAGGCAACCAAUCUAAUCACCAAGAAGGAAUUACUGACGACAGAUCCUGACACAGUUGACAAACAGCUGAUCUAUGAGAUAACAACUGGUCCCAGGAACGGUUAUGUGGAGAACAAGCUGAAACCAGGGAUGGCCGUGACCACUUUUACGCAGGAGGAUGUGAACCAGGGCCUCAUUCGGUACGUGGUGCACGAGGAGAAGGUUCAGGAGACCACAGACAGCUUUCAGUUCCUCGUGAAGGACAGCAAACCCAACGUGGUCAGUGGCAACAUCUUUCAUGUGCAGUGGUCCCUCCUCAGCUUUACAUACAGCAGCUACAAGGUGAGAGAGAGCGCAGGGUCUGUGAGCGUCACUGUGAGGCGGAUUGGUAACCUCAACCAGUACGCGAUUGUCUUGUGCCGCACUGAGCAGGGAACGGCCACUUCCAGCUCCAGUUCACAGCCAGGAGAGCAGGACUACGUGGAGUACGCAGGGCAGGUCCAGUUUGAGGAGCGGGAGGACACCAAGGCCUGCCCCAUCGUCAUUACCGAUGACAACGUCUUUGAGGGCACGGAGAGCUUCGCUGUGGAGCUCAGCAUGCCAGCCUACGCUCUGCUGGGAAACGUCACCCGGGCCACUGUCACCAUCACUGACACAGAGGACGAGCCCACCCUAGAGUACAAAGAUUUCCACAGCGUUACGUUUUCUUUCUGUUGCGCCUUAGGGGAUGCCAGCAGCACCGUCUCUGCCAUCUGCUACACUGUCCCCAGAUCAGCCAAGGGAAGCAGCCUUUAUAUGCUGGAAUCCGGCUGCGACUUCAAGUCCCGGGGGAUGGGGGAUGACAGCCGCAUUGUGUUUGGUGCGGGUGUCACCGUGAUGACAUGCGAUGUGGCGCUGAUCGAUGACAGCGAAUACGAAGAGGAAGAGGAGUUUGAGAUUGUCCUGGCGGAUGCCUCAGAUAACGCCCGCAUUGGCAGCCGGGCUUCAGCCAACGUCUUCAUCGGUGGUCCCAACGACGCCUCGACGGUGUUCCUGGGGAAUGCCACUUUCACCGUCAGCGAGGCUGCAGGACACAUUGCGAUUCCAGUCCUGCGACAGGGACCUGAUCUCUCAACCCCCGUCUCGGUGUGGUGUGCCACUCGGACGUCAGAGCCUCCGUCUGCCAGCCCGGGGAUCGAUUAUGUCCCCAGCUCCAGAAAAAUAGAGUUCAGGCCAGGCAAGACAGAAGAGUUCUGCACUCUGACGAUCCUGGACGAUGCGCAGUACCCGGUGAUAGAAGGGCUGGAGACAUUCGUUGUGUACCUCAGCUCACCCCACGGAGCUGAGCUGACAAAGCCCUUCCAAGCGGUCGUGGCCAUUAAUGACAUCUUCCAAGACGUACCAAGCAUGCAGUUCACCAAGGAUACGUACACGGUGAAGGAGAAGGAGGGUACUCUGCACAUCCCCAUCUUCCGCAGCGGGGACCUGAGCUACGAGUCCUCUGUCAGGUGCUACACCCAGAGCCAGACAGCAGAGGUCACGGAGGACUUUGCGGAGAGGAGGAACGCAGAGGAGUCUCGCAUCACCUUCUUGAAAGGGGAGAAGGUGAAGAACUGCAGUGUUUCUAUCAGUGAUGACUCUGCUUUUGAAGCGGCAGAGCAGUUCCAGGUCUAUCUUGGUAGCCCGCUUGGAAGCCAUUGGAGCGGAGCUAGGAUUGGGAAGAUGGAUGUGGCAACCAUCACUGUCACCAAUGAUGAAGACGCACCCACCAUUGAGUUUGAAGAAGCCGCGUACCAAGUGCGGGAGCCGCCUGGCCCGGAGGGUGUUGCUGUUAUAAAUAUCAAGGUGGUGCGGAGAGGGGAUCAGAACAGGACCUCCAAAGUCCGCUGUAGCACCCGCGAUGGCUCAGCUCAGGCCGGAGUGGAUUACUAUCCCAAGAGUCGGAUGCUCCAAUUCAGCCCAGGUGUGAACCACAGUAUGUUCAAGGUGGAGAUCAUGUCCAAUGAAGAGCGGGAGUGGCACGAGUCCUUUUCUCUGGUGCUGGGUCCAGACGAUCCAGUGGAAGCUGUUCUUGGAGACACCAGCACGGCAACGGUGACUAUUCUGGAUCAGGAGGCAGCGGGGAGCCUGAUUCUACCAGCACCUCCCGUGGUCGUCACCCUGGCUGAUUACGACCGGGUGGAAGAAGUGACCAAGGCCGGUGCUAAGAAAUGCCCUUCUCCAGGCUAUCCGCUCAUCUGCGUCACUCCCUGUGACCCUCACUUCCCCAAGUACGCAGUCCUGAAGGAGCGCUGCAGCGAGGCGGGCAUCAACCAGUCUUCCAUCCAGUUCAGCUGGGAAGUAGCGACCCCCACGGAUGGGCAUGGAGCCAGGUCGCCUUUUGAAACCAUCACUGACAACACCCCCUUCACCAGCGUCAACCAGAAGGUGCUGGACAGCAUUUACUUCAGCCGGCGGUUCCACGUGCGCUGUGUGGCCAAGGCUGUGGACAAGGCUGGCCAUGUGGGGACCCCUCUGAGAAGCAAGGUGGUCACCAUAGGCACAGAGAGUGCCAUUUGUCACACUCCUGUGGUGGCGGGGACAGCCCGAGGUUUGCAGGCGCAGUCAUUCGUUGCCACUCUCAAGUACUUGGAUGUCAAGCACAAGGAGCAUCCCAACAGGAUCCACAUCUCGGUGCAGAUCCCCCAUCAGGAUGGUAUGCUGCCCCUCAUCUCCACCCUGCCGCUGCACAAUCUGCAUUUCCUUCUCUCCGAGUCCAUCUACAGGCACCAGCACGUCUGCUCCAACCUGGUCACCAUCAGAGACCUCAGCGGCAUCUCAG